CUUAACACCACAUGUCCUCUCUUUUGCUGUCUACAGAGAGAGAUUGAUCAAACUUUUGUUUCCUAUGUCUGGAUUUACAUGACAUGGAUUAAUGACUAUAUUAACUGGGAACCCACAGAGUUUUGUGGAAUUUCAAAUAUAGCAGUUCCAAAUGAAGCUUUAUGGAAACCUGAUCUGACAAUUGAGGAGAUGAUAGAGAAGGACAAAGCCCCACCAAGUCCUCUUCUUAAAAUAUAUAAUGACGGCACAGUGUUUUAUAAGAAUGAUCAAGUGAUCAUCAGCACCUGCCAAAUGCAUGUUUACAAAUUCCCCUUUGACACUCAGAGCUGCAAUAUCACCUUCAAGUCAAUCUUACACAGCGAUGAAGAAAUAACUUUGACGGGGAAUGAAAACAAUACAGAGAUCACAAUGUGGUCUCGUCAUAUAAUGCGGACGCAGUACGAGUGGGUGUUCAUCAACAUGUCAGUCCACAAGAAAUCUGAUGACAAUUUGGGCUACAACCAAACGUCAGUCAUUUAUACCAUCACCAUGAGCAGGCAGUCUGUUCUCUAUUGUGCCAAUUUUUUGGUUCCCAUCUUGUUCCUCAUGAUUCUGGACAUGGCCUCUUUCCUUAUUCCGGAUACUGGAGGUGAAAAGCUCAGCUUCAAAGUCACUGUUCUGCUCGCAGUGACGGUGAUGCAGCUUAUUCUAAAUGAGAUUCUGCCAUCCUCAACGGACAAGAUUCCACUUGUAGGUAAAGUUAUCUGACUUAUAACUGAUUGGGGCUUGGUGUGAUGACUUUUUAUCUUUUUGGUUAAGUAUUUCUAAAAUUGCAUCUUAAAUUCAUAUCUUAGAUUUAAUUUACACAAGGUCUUUCAGUUUUAUUUUUCCUUUUUUUUUCUUUACUUAUUUUAGACAUAUUUUAACCUUAGAACAUAUAGAGCCUUACAAACUACAAAGGCACUUUAUUCUGAAACCGGAUGAGACUAAAGAGGCAGUUAAUUUUUGCAAACUUAACUUUAUACUUUAACAUGAUGUUUUUUUAAAAUAAAAAAAACAAAUCUGUUUCCCUACUAACACUGUUGUUUGCUCCCUUUAGUU
Messenger RNA from Oryzias melastigma (Indian medaka), 1080 nucleotides. Its product is annotated as 5-hydroxytryptamine receptor 3E. Gene Ontology annotation, cellular component: synapse; membrane; neuron projection. NCBI's taxonomy places the organism in Eukaryota, Metazoa, Chordata, Actinopteri, Beloniformes, Adrianichthyidae. The annotation marks the transcript as partial. Gene Ontology annotation, molecular function: transmembrane signaling receptor activity; extracellular ligand-gated monoatomic ion channel activity; neurotransmitter receptor activity. The record is from RefSeq and is a predicted model, not a curated record. The transcript is spliced from 5 exons. Gene Ontology annotation, biological process: chemical synaptic transmission; regulation of membrane potential; nervous system process.